This is a messenger RNA of Dendronephthya gigantea, 2026 nucleotides long. Its product is annotated as cytokine receptor-like factor 3. NCBI's taxonomy places the organism in Eukaryota, Metazoa, Cnidaria, Anthozoa, Malacalcyonacea, Nephtheidae. The coding region runs from base 135 to 1493 and encodes 452 amino acids. The transcript is spliced from 7 exons. Gene Ontology annotation, molecular function: protein binding. The record is from RefSeq and is a predicted model, not a curated record.
CUUCCGGUUCUGAAAGAAACAAACAAAUCUCGCGUAAAAUGUUUGAAAUGUUUUUUAACUUAUUUGGCUCGAUUUCAUAGCGAUUUCCUGUACUUUUUCUUCAUCGAACUUGGAGCAUAAUAUAAGAAGCCAAGAUGGAUGGCUCAGAUGCUUCAACUGUCUUUAGACAAAGCGUCAAAGAUUCCAUCAAAAAAUUGGAAGAUGGUGUUCUCCACUUAAGUUCUCAAAUCCAGAAUGUAACAAGUGCAAUUGGUAGUGUGAAGACAAGCAGUAUGAAUGCCACAAGAGUUGUUGAAAAUCAUUUUGAAUCUGCCAGAAAGGAGAUCCUCACAGCACUGGAGACACGCAAGGCGUUUCUCUUGACAACCAUCAAAGAAAUCGAAACACAAGAUUUGGAACCUUUGACAAAUCUAAAGCAACUGCUUGAUAGCGAUCUGGCAUUAAUGAAAAACCAAAUUACAGAAGGUCAUUCUGUACUAGAGCAGGAAGAUGAUUUAGUUAUGAAAAAUGAAAAAGAAAUAAAGAAAAAACUGCAACCAUUACAAAAGAGUUAUCCAGACAUGCCGUGUGCGGCUCAAAAUCUUUCAGUGAGCAUUGAGGACUCUGAGGUUGGCAAUAUCAUUGAAUCCAUUCAAAGCCUGGGUGAUGUGCAGAUGUUGGGUUCACUACAGAUUGUAGAACUGGUUGAACAAGCUGGGGGGAUCUUGGUACAAUGGGAUGAGACAUUAGUCGAGAGCGAGUCGUUCACCGAAGGCAGUAUGGGAACGCAGGAAUACAUGUUGCAAUAUUGUCAGGCGGAUAACAAAGUCAGUUCGGAUGAUGUGUUCAAUACCAUAUACCAAGGGGAACAAAUGUCUUAUCUUGUGACCGACAUUGAGCCUCACAUUACAUACACUUUCCGUGUUUGUGGGAGAUCAGGAAACAAAGAGAAAUGGGGUCCUUGGAGCGCAUGCAAGAAUGGUGUUACAUCACUUGAGCCGCAUGAAUGGUCCCAGAAAGACUGCAAAAACAAGAAGGGAAUUGCCAUUUACCAGCUGAGCAACGACAGACGUACAGCAACGAAAGUCUUCCCGGAAAGCUCUAGAGUUUUACGGUCUCGUUCGAUGAGUUAUAUCAUUGGCAAUACUCUUACGUUUACUGUGGAAGAAACUGGAGAGCCAUCGGCUAGCGACGUCAUCGGAAUGAUCACCCAAUACUGCAUCAUAGACAACAACCAAGUUUUGACUGGAGUCACUGGACCUGAAUGUGUUGGGGUGAACUCAAAAGGGAUAAUACAUGUGAACGGAACUAAUAUGACGACAAGGUUACCUCCGUUUAAGCGAGGCACACAAGUUUCAUUUGAAGCGCAUAAGGUCUCUGGAAAGAAACUUAGAGUGUCUGUAGGUGUUGAUGAAAAAGAAGUCACAUUGGAUUGGACUUUAAUCAAUGAAGUUGAAAAGCUGUAUUUUGCUAUGUGUUUUGGACAAUCUGGGUGGCAGGUCACUAUCGGAUGACGCACAAUUGUAUAGAAUAGUGUUGAAACAACUGAUAAACUGAAAGAAAGUUAUACAUGAAAGUCGUAGACGAUACUUAGGGUGAAAUAAUAGGGUGAAAGUAGAAUUCUUUCGCAAACUAGACACUUACAAAUAGGCAAAUUUGCAUUGGUAUUGCAUGCUACAAAUCUAUAAAUUAGCAAAGGUCGAUGAUGAUUAUUAUCUUUAAUGAGGAAAACUCAAUUGAUUUUCACUUUGAUAUGGGGAGAACCUAGUCUUUUCACAUGUUAUAUUUGUCUCACCAAACAGGUAUAGCAGUGUUAUAUAUCAAACUUAGCUUUGACAUAAUUUUCUAUUCUAGAAGGCCACAUUGGCCACACAUUUUUAAAUACCUAAUCUAGAAAUAUUCUAUUUAAAAUCCUAGAAUUAGUUAGUCACAUUAUUAGACACUUAUUAUUAUUGAAUAACAUAGAUUUUUAAUAGUUUUGUUAAUAACAAAGUGGUAUGUUGUUAAAGAUAUUUAAAGAUUGAAAUAAAUAAAAGAUGAUGUAAAA